Molecule: messenger RNA, 1185 nt
Organism: Nezara viridula (southern green stink bug)
Lineage: Eukaryota; Metazoa; Arthropoda; Insecta; Hemiptera; Pentatomidae
Source: the annotation of a GenBank genome assembly
AGUUUUGGAAUAUUAAUUUGUUUUUAAAAUAUGGCGUCUUCAAAAGAAGGACUUGUGAGAAAUGGAAUACCGAUUGAAAAAGAAACUGCCUUCAAUGCAUUUUAUACUGAGGUCAAAGAAAUUGAGAAAAGAGAUUCGGUGCUUACUCCAAAACAACAAAUAGAGAGAUUGCUCAGACCAGGUUCUACAUAUUUUAAUUUAAAUCCGUUCGAGGUUUUACAGAUCGAUCCAGACUUGCCUGUUGAAGAAGCGAAAAAGAAAUAUAGGAGGUUGUCAAUUUUGGUCCAUCCUGAUAAAAACCAAGAUGAUCCUGAGAGGGCACAAACUGCCUUCGAAAUUGUUAACAAAGCUUGGAAAACCUUGGAGAAUGAGGAUACAAGAAAAAAAUGUAUGGACGUUAUCGAGGAGGCGAGGGGACGAACUGACUUGAUGAUCGAGGAAAAAAGAAAAAGACAGAAAAAAGAAGGAAAAGGAGCCGAAGUGGAAGAAGAUGAUCCAAUGAAAUAUAAGCAUGCAGUAUAUGUCAUGACAAUGAAGCUGUUUGCCGAUAUGGAACGGAAACGAAGAGAGCUAGAGAUAAGAGAUACUGAAGAGAGAAAACGUAAACGGGAGGCGGAAAUAGAAGAGGAAGAAGCAGCUAAGAUCAAUAAAGAAUGGCAAAAAAAUUUUGAGGAAUCAAGGCAGAAUCGAGUAGACAGUUGGAAAGCUUUUCAAGCUGGAGGUGGUGCUGCUAAAAGUAAAGUGAAAAAAGUUAAAGGUUUUAAGCCACCGAAACAUAAAGCUGAAACGAGAUAAUGAACAUGUUCUUAUUAACUUACGUUCGUUGAGUUUAAAAUCUUUUUAACCUCACUCUAUUGUUUAUAAACUUUUGUAAAUGAUUAUUUCUGUAGAUAUCAUAAGAUGUGUCGAAGAUAAUAUUUAAAUUAAAUGGACAUUAUAUUCAUAUAUAAAUAUGAAUAAAUAAAAGUUUAGGCGACAGUUGAUAUUGUGAAAUAUCUUUGGAUUAGGAUGAAGUUUCUUUCUCCUAAUACUUACGAUUUCUUUUGUUGGUGGAUUGAAGUUGUCAUAAACUUCGGUGUAAAAUUAAAUAUUUAAUUACAAGUUUAAAUCUUCAAUUUUGUUAAAAUUUGCCUGUUUAAUUAUAAAAUGGUUGCACAUUUAAUUUUAAAAAAUUGUGACAUAUUC